Sesamum indicum (sesame) is the source of this 2868-nucleotide messenger RNA. RefSeq names its product type I inositol polyphosphate 5-phosphatase 8. The record is from RefSeq and is a predicted model, not a curated record. Gene Ontology annotation, biological process: phosphatidylinositol dephosphorylation. NCBI's taxonomy places the organism in Eukaryota, Viridiplantae, Streptophyta, Magnoliopsida, Lamiales, Pedaliaceae. Gene Ontology annotation, molecular function: phosphatidylinositol-3,4,5-trisphosphate 5-phosphatase activity; phosphatidylinositol-4,5-bisphosphate 5-phosphatase activity; inositol-polyphosphate 5-phosphatase activity.
UGUAUCCAUGACACCAAUUAUGCCUACACACGUAGUUCUUGAAAAGUCACUCCUAAUAACACUUUUUCCUAAUGACAGUGACCACAAAUAACACCCUCAAUCAUCUCUCUUUGUACUUGAAUGUCCUCUCCUUUCUGCUGCGUGUAUAAAUCGCCGCUUUUUGUUUCUCCGAGGAAAUCUCCACCGCAAUCCUCCUCCUUCUGCCUACUCUUCUCUACACUUAACCAACCAAUUAAACAGAGCCAAAAUCUUGCCCAUCUGUCUGAAACAGAGAACCCUUUUGAACAGGAAUGAGCGAGAGCUGACAGAGGCUAAGCAAAAACGAUUGUUUCAUUCAUAUGCUCAAAACCAGGAGCCCCAUUUGUUCUGAUUUCUCCGAACCAAACCCGAAACAAAUCAUCAAUGAGAGAAGAAGGAAAAAUUCUUAAGUCAUCGUGGCCGAAAGUGGUGGUCAGGAAAUGGUUGAAUAUAAGGAGUGGUGGGAGCGAUGAAUUUUACUCGGAGUCGGAUGAUAAUACAAAACCUUCCUCGCAAAGGAGACGCAAGAGUUGCUCAAACGAUGGCUACCGCGUCGUUGUUCCGGAAGAACUAUCAGAAGAGUGGUUCAUGGAUGAAAGACGGCCAGGAUCUGACCAGCGUGCACCUCUGGUCUCCGGCAGCCUCAACCUCAGGAUGUUUGUUGGAACAUGGAACGUCGGAGGCAAGUACCCACACGACGGUCUGGACCUAAAUGACUGUUUAAAGACUAAAGAACCAGCCGAGAUUUAUGUGCUUGGGUUUCAGGAGAUUGUACCUUUAAAUGCUGGCAACGUGCUCGGCCCUGAGGACUGUGGCCCGGCUGAGAAGUGGCUUUCCUUGAUCCGCAGAGCUCUAAAUGAUGACUCAAACUUUUAUUCUGUCUCCAAACAAUCCCUAUGGCCAAAUGAUCAACAACAACCAAAUAUUGAACGAAGUGGGAGCUUUUCAGGUUCAAUUUCAUUAGAUGAUGAGCUUCUUGAACACAUGGAUUUCCAAGAGAGGUCCUACUCGUGUUCCAGAGAAGAAGGUUCACCUAGUCCUGCUAAGGACAGGGGAAACCGUCCUAGUACAGUGCAACAUAAGUACUGUUUGGCUGCCUGUAAGCAGAUGGUAGGGCUGUUCUUGUGCGUGUGGGUUCGUGAGGACUUGAAUCAGCAUAUCAGCAGUUUGAAGGUUUCAUGCGUCGGAAGAGGCAUCAUGGGAUACCUCGGAAACAAGGGAUCAAUAUCCAUCAGCAUGAAAUUACACAAAUCGACAUUCUGCUUCGUCUGCAGUCACCUGACAUCCGGAGAAAAAGAGGGCAAUGCAAUUAGAAGAAAUUCAGACGUCAUGGAAAUCCUUAAGCGAACGAGAUUCUCCCAUUCGUGUAGAAUCUCAGGGAAACCAAUCCCACCUUACACCAUUUUGGAUCAUGACAACAUAAUUUGGCUUGGAGACUUGAAUUACCGACUAGCGCCUAUUUCCUGCGAUACGUUUGACUUAGUAGAAAGGCGUGAUUGGCAAGCACUUCUUGAGAAAGAUCAGUUGAGGAUAGAACAAAAGGAUGGGGGAGUGUUGGAAGGGUGGGAAGAAGGGGAGAUAUAUUUUGCUCCAACAUACAAGUACAUCACCAAUUCAGACUACUACGUCGUCCAAGCCUCAACUCCCAAAGACAAGCGUCGGACUCCUGCUUGGUGUGACAGGAUUCUUUGGAGAGGCCAAGGGCUCAAACAGAUGUGCUAUUUUAGAGGUGAAUCAAGAUUUUCAGACCACAGGCCUGUCUUUUCACUCUUCUCAUUCCCAACUAUAUUAGGCAUUUAAAUUCUUAGGCUUUUAUUUAUUUAUUUGCCCAAGAGAAGAGAGGGGAAGAAAAUGUAUAUUUUCUUUGUUUUCUUGUCAUUAACCAAGGAAUUGAAGCCCAGUUGGAUGUCAUAUUGGAAAUUUGAAGCGACAAAUGAACAGUACAGAGAAGUGUGAGGAGAGUUUAUCAUGAUCACCAGAUCAUGAGAAAAUGGUUUUUAUCGAAUUCUUCUGCCUGUUUACUUUAUUACAAUUAGCACAGCGGCUCUAAAUUUUCACAUUCAAAGAGCUGCGCAACGCUCUGCCCUAAUUUCACUCCAUCUUCUCAGCUCCCCUACCAUCACCUUUCAAAUAAAAUCCGGAGCAACUUCAAAGAGCAUCUUACUACUCAAUACUACUGUUAUACCAACUAAUAAUUGUAAGCAUAAAUUAAAUAUAUAAACAUAUCCCGAGAAAAAAAAAAAAUUGCAGUAGAGCAGAUAUCAAGAAAAUAUCAAUUUCCCCAAGUAAUUAAGGGUCUUCUGUUGCCGAAUCUGUUGUUGUUUUUACUUUCUUGCUCUUCUUCAGCUCAAACAAUCCCUUUAGAAAUGCGUCUACGAUCUGCUUUUGUGAUUCAAGCAGCAUUUCGUUCCGCUUCAUCUCCAUUUCCAUUCGCAUCGCCUCCAUUUCUCGGGCCAUUUCCAUCUUCGCUUUCUCCAUUUUCACGAACCCUUCGCCCAGCACUUUGAUCGACGCCACUAUCUCCUCUAAUGCGUCCCUUUCUCUCUUUCUUGAAUUCGCGCUUGGUUCUAUGCUUGCCCAGUACUUGGUUCUGAAACUUGGAGGCCCCGAGUUUUGAUUAUUGUUGUUGUUAUUGUUGGAGACUUUUACCCAGAAUUCUUCGGUUGUGUUGUUGAUCCUAUUGUUGUCAGACUCCAUGUUUUGAUCCAACUUUCCAAGUUUCUUCAUCCUUAAUCCUGGGGGAAGCAUUUCUUGAUGAAGCCCGCCUCUUGUUUGAUGAAAUGCCCCGCUUACAUCCAAGUUGUUGAACAUUUUGUUUGGUCUUUUAGAUUUAGAUUUCGGGGGAGGCUG